Messenger RNA from Mucor velutinosus, 333 nucleotides. RefSeq lists its product as uncharacterized. Gene Ontology annotation, cellular component: cytosolic small ribosomal subunit; ribosome. Gene Ontology annotation, biological process: translation. Lineage: Eukaryota; Fungi; Mucoromycota; Mucoromycetes; Mucorales; Mucoraceae. The transcript has 2 exons. The record is from RefSeq and is a predicted model, not a curated record. Bases 1 to 333 code for a protein of 110 amino acids. Gene Ontology annotation, molecular function: structural constituent of ribosome; mRNA binding.
AUGACCUGUAAAAGAAGAAAUAACGGACGUAACAAGCACGGUCGUGGCCACAACAAGGUUGUUCGUUGUAUCAACUGUUAUCGUUGUGUCCCCAAGGAUAAGGCCAUCAAGCGUUUCACUAUCCGUAACAUGGUAGAAGCUGCUGCUGUCCGUGAUCUUCAAGAAGCUUCCAUCUAUGAGGAAUACACUAUCCCCAAGUUGUACGUCAAGCUCCACUACUGUAUCUCUUGCGCUAUCCACGCCAGAGUUGUUCGUGUUCGUUCCGCUGUUGACCGUCGCAACCGUCUCCCUCCUCCUAGAUUCAGAUUCCAGAAGGCUGCUAACAAGGCUUAA